AUGACGCAGUCAGAUUUGGACCUGUUGCUGGACAUGGGCUUUGACAAGUCACGUGCCGAGUUAGCAAUCAAGAGGACUGGCGGACUUCAAGGUGCUCUCGAGUGGCUCGAGAAGAACCAGGACACCUCUCUGGAGGAUCUCAAAGAUGACGCUGAGGAAGAGGCCCAAGGCGGACCCAACAUCGCCCCUGUUGAUGAUGGCCAAUCAGCAAAUUCCUUGGUCUGCAACGAAUGUGGAAAGAAGUUCAGAAACAGCGACUCUGCUACUUUUCAUGCUACAAAGUCGGGCCACACCGAUUUCUCCGAAUCGACAGAGGCCAUUGCCCACUUGACUGAGGAGCAGAAGAAGGAACGACUGGCAGAGCUCCGUGAGCAACUCAAGGCCAAGAAGGCGGCUCAGUCUGAGGCGGACAAGGAGGAUGCCAAGCGCAAUGAGAAGAUUCGUCAAAAGGCCACCAGGGAGACUCAAGACCUGAAAGAGGAAAUUGCACGCAAGGAGCAGAUCAAAGAGGCUGCCAAGAAGCGUCAAGAGAAACUUGACGACCUCGAGGCCAAAAGACGCAUCAAGGCCAAGAUCGAAGCCGACAAGGCAGAGCGCAAGCGCAAGGCUGACGAAGCCAAGGCUGCUCGAGAUGGCACGACAGUCGCUUCAUCCUCGGCAUCCCCCGCCCCUACUUCCUCUGCACCUGCAGCCCCCAAGCCCUCUGUGUCUCAUAACGAGGCCAGGCUGCGUCUACAACUGCCUGUAGGGGGCAACGUACAGAAGACGUUUCCUGCGGAGACUACACUGUUCGAAGUUGCGCAGGCGAUCGAGGCGGAACACGGUAUCUCGGUGGAUAACUUCAGCUUGACAUUUCCCCGCAAGACAUUUUCCGGGAGUGAGGACUUCAGCAAGACUCUCCGAGAGGCUGGCUUAGUCCCUAGUGCUGUCCUAAUUGUGAAGUCGGCUUAA
Pyricularia grisea is the source of this 951-nucleotide messenger RNA. RefSeq lists its product as uncharacterized. The coding region runs from base 1 to 951 and encodes 316 amino acids. The record is from RefSeq and is a predicted model, not a curated record. The transcript has 3 exons. Gene Ontology annotation, molecular function: protein binding. NCBI's taxonomy places the organism in Eukaryota, Fungi, Ascomycota, Sordariomycetes, Magnaporthales, Pyriculariaceae.